Molecule: messenger RNA, 5259 nt
Organism: Brenthis ino (lesser marbled fritillary)
Lineage: Eukaryota; Metazoa; Arthropoda; Insecta; Lepidoptera; Nymphalidae
Source: the annotation of a GenBank genome assembly
AUGGCAGCAGUUAGCGCGGCGAUGUUUCGGCCCGGGGGCGCGCUAGACCCCCCACUAUACGGUCAAAGGAUAUAUGAAGCACCAGAAAAUACACGUCCAAAAAAGUGGUCUUCGAAACUAAAAUUAAAUACAUCAGGAAGUUCUAAGUCUUCAGAAAAAUCACCAGAGAGUCCUUACAUGUAUGGUACUGUUAGUGGACAAGAUGGAUCUGCAUUAUCAAAAUCAAUGAAGUAUGCAGAAACUUGGCUUUACGGGUCUGUAAGGACUCAAACUCCUACUGUUAGACCUAGUGUUUUUUCAACUUACCCAGAGGUCUCUGGGCCAGUCUUAAUAAGUACUCCUCAAAAACCUACUCCACACAAUUAUGCUGUUAUAUUAUGUUCCUGUCCUGAAUACCUAAAUGGUACGAAGAAAACCAAUUCAACCAAAGUCAGUAUAUGUAAGAAAUGUAAAGGAUCUCGCUUACCACUAACGAUAGCUGAAAGUCCUCGCAUGCUUGUAGGUGGCACCGUUCGAGGUUCCCAAGUUAGUCGUGAUGUUGGCUUGUUAAGAGCUGGAACUGUCCGAGUUCAAAACACUAAAGCAAGACCUACUAUACUGAAACCUAAUGGUGAUUCUGAUCCUUAUGAUUUAAUGAGAAGAAGUAGACUAGUACCCCCUCACGAAACACGAAUUGGUAGUCAGUUUUCGACCUCAAGGUCACGUGCAAAAAGUAUUAGUCCUUGUCGAAUUAAAACUAAACAACCAAGUCCUGAAAUUCUUCAUAAAAACAGAAGUAAGUCCGUGAGUAGAGUUAAUGAUCUGUGGAUUGAAGAAGAAGUCAAUACAGUUGAUAAAAAGAAAUCUAUAUUAUCAUGCGACAUUAAUCCUUAUGACUUAGUAAAACCUGGUGGAGAAGAUUAUGGUGAUGUUUUUCAAGAAUCUCAUAAAAACAGUGAACGCUCCAUAAAAAAGUCUAAAACUGAUACAAAUGUAAAAGCUAUAGGUGGACAAAGAAUCCGUGUGUCAAAUGAACCAAAACCUAGUGGCAUAGAGGAAGUGUCGGUGUACGACCCUGUUAGUUUUGAUCUCAAAAACUAUGACUUUAAGUCAACUGAUAUGUCUUCAGCGUUGUCUUUACCAAACAUUAAAAAAGAAAGUAAUAAAUUUGCAUCCUUAAGUAAAAACAGUAGUAAAAAAGUUGUAAGUAUAUCAUCUACUAAUCGUACAAAGCAAAAAAGCGUGUCACCAAAAAGACCACCGAGAAGAGUAAGAAAUCAUAAGAUAGACGAUGACAGUGAAAGCGAUAACCAACGAUUACCUGAAAGAAGUUUUACUAAGAAAUCUUCAACAGAAAAUUCACGUAGUCCUAAAUAUAAAAACAAUAAUACGGACACAAUCAAAUCUAUUCUAAAAAAACCAAGAAGCUACGAAUUAAGUGAUUCGAGUACAAAAAUUGAAACAUCAGAUGAUUUAUAUGAGAGUAAGCGUACUAAUUCAUCCCAAUUUUACCUUCCGAAACCUAAAGAUAAAGGAUUGAUCUCACCCCAGAAUAUUUAUCAGAGAAAACGUGUACAAUUUCUUGUAGAAAAUGAAGAGACCAAAGUAAUUUAUACAGCGGAUUUAAAUUUACAUGAAAAUAACAUAAGCAAUGAUAAUCCAAAUAUUAUUGUUGAAGUUGCCACUGAAGAGGAAAUUGUUGCUGAAGGUGAUAUUGUAAGUCACAGCUUAGAAAUAAAUGAAUCUAUUAGUUCACAAGAAACGACGAAUUUGCAUAACGUUUCGGAAGUGUAUGAAGAUAUGCAAAUGCAGACUCAAGUAGAGAAUGUGAUAGAAAACCUUCCUACAAAUGUACCUACAAAUCUUGUAAUGGAGGAGCCUGCAGAUAGCAAUAAGGAUAAUAAUGUACCUAAGAUUUCGAUAUUACGGCGUUCAGAAUCUGAGAGAUUGGCUUCUACAAUAUCUAUAUCACCUCCAAAAUUUUUAGAUACUAUGGCAUUAAGAUCGAAAAAUAAGCAUGGCCACACAAGCCAAGUAUUUUUAGAAUUUGUCAAUGAAAUUGAAUCAGUGCAUCAGCAUAGGCUUGAACAGGAACCGCGAACAGAAUCAAAUAAAAUUUCUCAAGAUGUUCCAGCGCAAACAGACAUUGAUCUAGGGAAUUUGAGUGAUAAUAGUGAAAUAACAAGCAAUGUGUUAAAAAGCUUACGUUGUGGCAUAUCUGGUUCACCAGAACCUCCACCGAGACUAAAAUCAAAAUCCAAAAAGCACAACUACGUUAAAACGAGAUUUAUUCGUAACAAUUCUUCUAGUUCCACCAGCGAUGAGUGGUCUGAUACGAAUGAAAAUGAACAAAAAACUGUUUUAAGAGUUAAACAAUUCGAUUCUGAUGAUGGGGAUGAUCAAAAAGAAAUUAAAAGUAUUUAUAAAACCACUGAACUUGAACCAAGGAAAACUUCCAUUCAGAUUAAUGGUAAUGAAUGCUAUUCAACUAUGAAUGUAAAUAGUGAUAUACCAAUAUAUCUAUCAUCGGUGGUCGUUAAUGAUGACUAUAGCAAUAUGUGUAAUACAUAUCAAACCGGUACCACAGUAACUAUUAGUGUAGGUACUCCCCAAAAAGAAGUGAAAAAGUCUAAAAGUCAAAUUUAUAUCGGGGCAGUAUUUCCUGGUGAAAGUCAUAAAAAAGAAGAAUGCAAUACGUAUGAAGAUUAUUACAAUGAUGGUCGACAUUCAAAUUCAUAUUGUAAAGAAGAUAUGACUUCUAUUUUAAAUGAUCCUGUUGAAGCCGUAAGAAGAAACCUAAUACCGCACGUUUGUGGCAAAAAGGACAGUUCAGUUGGUAGCAUAGAUCCCAUAAAAGAAACCAAAUUAGGAUCGAGCAAGCACUCUGAAAGUGGAAAUCUAAUAACAAAACUAUUUGAUGACCCAUUUUUCGCACAUUUAGCGGAAGGGCUUGAUUCAGACUUGGUCAAAAAGUUGAUUGAAAACUCUUUAAUAAAACUCCAGGAAACUAAAAACCAAGAAGGGACAGAUAGCAGCAAAAUGACAAUUGAAAAACUUAUAGAAAGUUCUCUGAUUAAUUUAAAGGAAGAGGUCGAAAAAGAGAAUAAUAAAAAUGAAAACAUUAAAGUUGUACAACAAAAGAGCCCUACUAAAGAAAGUAAUGAUUUAGGUACUCAAACACCAGGAUGUCUUGAACGUGAUGAUAAAGGCUGCUCUGCUCCCUAUGAAAGUAUGGAGUACGAGAGCGGUGCGAUGGGAGUUUUUUCAGAUCUUGAACCAAUGUCGGAUUGUUAUAACGCGUCUGCGAGUGAAUUAUCAACGGAAGAUGAUACCAACUCUACACGAUCGAAAUUUUAUCAAAUGCUGGUAGAUGCAGCAAUAUGUGACAUUGAAAUCGCAAAUAAUACUGAUGAUGACCAUCACUAUGAGUCAAUACGAUUAAAUAAUGAUCCAAUUUAUGAGGAAAUAGGAGAUAUGCCCCCACCAUUACCUAUUAAUCCUCCGCCAAAUUCACUUAUGUUAUUAGACGAUGAAAAAAGAAGUGGAUCGCGUUCAAUAUUUGAAGGUGCCUCUAAGUAUGACAUUCUAUCCUACUUAGUAGACGCUAAAGAGAGAGGAAUUGAUGAUGAAGAGACAUACAUUACUAAUUAUGAGAAUGAUAAUGUAUCACCAACAUUAAUAGAUGAAGCGAAAGGAAAAACAGAAAUGAUUAAAACACACCUAAGCAGUAAUACCAGUCAGUUGUCAAACGCCUCUGAUUCAAGUGAAGACAAUUCUUUAGUAAUUAAUCAAGAAACAACUGAAAAAGCAGUCGUUUGUAAAAAACCAUCAGCUGAAAUUGAAAGAAAUGAUUCUGGGGUCGGUUCUGAAACAAGCAAAUCAUCUAGAAGUAGGUUACAAGGGAAAAUAAUGCCUAAUAAUAUUUUAAAUGAUAAAGAUGCGCCUAUACAUUUAUGUGAAGAUUGUGAUACAGCGGUUGAGACUCAAAUUACUGAGCAAGGCUCCAUAUAUGCACCGCUAGUAUGCCGUAAAUGUUCUAAGAAAAGAACUGAAAGAAAAGAAAUUAUUACUGAAAUUGUUGAAACUGAAGAGAAAUACGGACGUGAUCUUCAAAUAAUUCUUGAAGAAUUCUACAAACCCAUGUUAGUGGCUGGUCUACUUACACAGGAACAAUUAAGUGCGAUUUUUUUAAACGUCGAAGAAUUAAUUGAAAAUAAUCAAGUACUAUCGGAAAAAUUAAGAGAUGCACUCGAGAUAGCUGUAGAUCAAGGAGAUGAGGAUUUACUGACGGUCAAUGUUGGUAAAAUUCUCUUGGAGUGCUCCGGCAUGCUGACAGCUUUUCAGUCGUAUUGUGUAAAACAAGCUGGUGCCGCAUUACUUCUUGCCGGUCUUGAGAAGGAGAAGGAACUCCUGAGGAUAUUCUUGCGCGUCUCGCAAAUGGAAAAUGCGGUCCUGAGACGAAUGAAUCUUAACUCGUUUCUCAUGGUGCCGGUUCAACGCGUGACAAAAUAUCCGCUCCUUCUCUCACGGUUGCACCGAGCAACACCCAGUUGCGCAUCAGAAAGGGAAGACGUGAAGGGUGCACAGCGUUGCGUUGAAUCUCGUUUGGAAGAGAUCAAUGCUGCCGCAGCAGCUGCAGCCGCAGCUGCCAGAGAUGUGCCAUUGUGGAGACGCCUAGCAGUUGCAAGGCGAACUGCACACGACCUACACGUAGCAGAUAUCCGGUUGAGGAAGAUGGCUGUUGAUGUUCUCGAUUGGAAUCAUGAUGAUGCUAGGUUUGCGAUGGAAGGCAAGCUGCUGUUUACACAACCGAACGACAACAAUUGGCGCAAGGGUCGUACGAUAAAAUUGAUGCCGAUCAAUGCUCUUUUGGUAACUAAUGGAAAGCCAACGAUCGCACAUAAAACGAACGAAAUAAGAGAAACGAGGGAACAAAGAGAUCGAGAAGCGAGAGAAAGAGAGGGCGAUGCCCUUUUCGCCCGAAGUGGAGUUAGAGAGGCAGCACUACUGUUAGUGCGAGAAAAGGCAGGAAGAUACACUUUGCAAAGAGAGCCUCUCUUUCUAGACCGAUGCGUGGUCGCCGCUGAUCACGAACCGGAACACUUCUUUGAAGUCCACGAAAUAACUACGAAAGAUUCAUUUAUAUUUAAGGCAGAAGAAAGCGGUCGCACUCGCACUUGGUACCGCCAACUGCAGUACCAUGCGCAAGGCGCAGGCGCAUGGCGCAAACGGAGAAACGCGCUCGCAAACAUCAUGAUCAACCCAAUGCUUACGAGGAAC